Messenger RNA from Cannabis sativa, 1371 nucleotides. RefSeq lists its product as uncharacterized. Bases 261 to 1139 code for a protein of 292 amino acids. The record is from RefSeq and is a predicted model, not a curated record. The transcript has 2 exons. Lineage: Eukaryota; Viridiplantae; Streptophyta; Magnoliopsida; Rosales; Cannabaceae. Gene Ontology annotation, molecular function: RNA-DNA hybrid ribonuclease activity; nucleic acid binding.
UAUUGUGAAACCCUAAUUGAAAACCAUCCAUCUUCCGUUCUCACUCUCUCGAUACCCUCUCCCUGUCUCUGCUCCCUGUGCUCCCUGAAAUGUCAUCGUCCUCCUCCUCUGUUCAUCUCCCUCUCUCCAUUUUAACCCCAAAACUCGACACGCCUAAACCCCAAAACGCCGUCACAGUCCGACUGCCCAUUCACUCCGCUCUCUCUCUCUCUUUUCUCUCGGCUCCAAUUCUGCCCUAGCCUCUCUUCAAUUCUGUGUUAAUGGGGCUUAUUGGAUCGACCAAAAAGAGAGGUUUGGAGAAAAAAGAUGAGUUAUGGAGCUGGAUUUGGAACUCUAAGGUUCAUCCACGGAUGAGUUUGAUAUUAUGGAGAGUAUGUUCGAGUGUGUUGCCUACGGGUGAUAAAUUUCUUCCAUUGGAAGCAAACACUUGCCCCGUAUGUCAUAUGGCCCCUGAAUCGGCUAUCCAUCUUUUUGCUAAAUGCAGUUUUGCUACUGCUUUAUGGUUCUCUAGUCCUAUGCCCAUAAGGAUCGACAGGGUGGCGGGUGCCAAUAUGCAGGAGGUCAUCCACAAUCUAUGCAGUUCUUUUGACUUCUCUCUUCGGCCCAAACUUCUCAACUGCAUUGGGGUGAUUUUGGAUUGCAUUUGGAACACAAGGAAUAAAGUGUACGAUUCCGUGGAUUAUAUGCCUAAUGUGAAUUUGAUCAGAGGGGAAGUUUUCAGCAGAGUGUCUGAAUUAUGCCAGGUUGUUGAGGCCAAUUUAAGUCUGUCGAACAACCAUGAAGGGGAGACCUCGCCGAGGAUAUCCACAAACACUUUUAUCAUGGUGGACGGUUCUUUCAAGGAUGGUACCUACGGGUGUGCUAUGGUGGCCCUGGAUAAAGGUUAUAUGGAGUGGUGGCAAUGCACCUCCUCUGGUGAGGGAGAGUCCGCUCUUGAAGCUGAGAUGCAAGCAAUUCUGGUGAGUCUGCAGUGGGCGUUUCUGCAACAGUGGGAUAAUUUUACAAUUAUCUCGGACUCAAAGGUGCUGGUGGAGGCUAUUCGUGCUAAAAAAGCUCCGGCUUGGAAGUGCUCUGCGCUUUUUUCCCUCAUUUUACUUAAACUAUCUCAAUUUUCUGUUUGUUACUUUGUUUUUUGCUAAAAGAGAGCACUUUUCUUAAGUUGAUGGCUUAGCCAAGUCGGCAAGAGCUUGUAAUGCUGGCUGCCAGACUUCUAAAGGGGAGGAAUUUCCCCCUGUGAAUUCCAUUUUCCUUACUUCUUCAAUCUAAUUCGAACUGAGGUUCUUUCAAACAAAAAAAAAAGUUAAUAUAAAAGUUAGAUGACAAUUUUAAGUGUGAAAUUAAAAACUGACUUACAAUCCUCCAAAAAAAAAA